This is a messenger RNA of Haliaeetus leucocephalus (bald eagle), 612 nucleotides long. Its product is annotated as leukocyte cell-derived chemotaxin-2-like. Bases 1 to 612 code for a protein of 203 amino acids. The transcript is spliced from 4 exons. NCBI's taxonomy places the organism in Eukaryota, Metazoa, Chordata, Aves, Accipitriformes, Accipitridae. The record is from RefSeq and is a predicted model, not a curated record.
AUGCACCUCAUCCCAUUGCACCCCGCCACGCUGCCGGGGACCUGGGACCCCAAAGAAAUUUCUUUCCGCGAGAGCCAACGGGAAGCUCAGCCCAAAAAGUCCAAAGAGACCUUGCUAUUGAUUAAACUACAGGGGCUGGGAAAUUCCCCUUCUAUCUUGUGGGUUUCAUCUUCUGUACUUCUCUUUUCUUCUUUUCUAGCUACUGCAGCACAAUGGGCGAAAAUCUGCUCAAGUCAACCUACAAACAAAAUCAGAGGCUGCGACUCCAAGGGCUGCGGUGGAUACAACGACCCCAGAGGAGGAGGGAGGAAGCACAGAGGAGUGGACGUGGUGUGUGAGGAUGGCUCGGUGGUGUACGCACCCUUCUCGGGGAAGAUUGACAAACAAGCCAGGCCCUACGGAAACGGCAAUGACAUCGACAACGGAGUCCAGCUUUCAGGAUCAGGAUUCUGUAUUAAGAUGUUUUAUAUCAAACCUGUCAAGUACAGUGGCCCCAUCAAGAAGGGAGAGAAAAUCGGCAUCCUGCUGCCCAUGCAAAGGGUCUACCAAGGAAUUACGUCCCAUGUCCAUAUCCAGAACUGUGACUUAACAGAUCCUACUCCCAACCUGUAA